AUGUCAUCGCUACCAAAGACGAUGAAGGCUGUGCAGAUUGAAAAGACUGGCGGUACGGAUGUGCUGCAGUACAAGACUGAUGUGCCCGUCCCCGAGCCAAAGGAAGGCGAAGUGCUAGUCAAGAACGAAUUCAUUGGGAUUAAUUACAUUGACACAUAUUUCCGCUCUGGUGUAUACAACCCACCCUCAUUCCCAUACAUCCUCGGUCGUGAAGGGUCUGGAACCGUUGCUGCCGUGGGACCCAACGCGCCCUCUGAUCUAUCAGUUGGCACGCGUGUUGCCUACAUGGGACAGUAUGCGUAUGCAGAGUAUACGGCUGCGCCCAGUAACUACACAAUUCCCAUCCCGGACUCCAUCGAAACGAAGACCGCCGCGGCUUCCCUCCUUCAGGCUUUGACUGCCGUCACUUUGAUCAGGGAAGCUCACGCUGUUCAGAAUGGCGACUGGAUUCUCGUCACUGCUGCGGCCGGCGGUGUAGGUUUGUGGUUAUGCCAGCUGCUGAAAGCCGUUGGCGCAAGGACUAUUGCGACGGCGAGCACACCAGAAAAGCGUCAGCUAGCCAAGGACAACGGUGCCGAGGUCGUACUGGAGUACUUUGAGGACGAUCGAGACCUGUUCGUUAAGAAAGUAUUGGAGAUCACUGGUGGAGAGGGUGUACACGCCGUGUUUGAUUCUGUCGGCAAGUCAACAUUUGAUAGCUCACUCGCUGUCGUAAGGAGGAAGGGUACCAUGGUGAGCUUUGGAAACGCAUCCGGUCCGGUUACUGGCUUUGCUCUUGCUCGACUCUCGGCGAAGAAUGUCAAGGUUGUGCGUCCGACGCUGUUCAACUACAUCGCCACUCGCGAGGAACUUCAAAAAGCUGCCAAUGAGCUAUGGAAGUUCAUCGAGAAGGAUGGACUGAAUGUCAAAAUUCACGAUGUGUACCCACUCAGCGAUAUCGUGCGCGCAACCCAGGAUAUCGAGAGUAGGAAGACCACAGGUAAACUAGUUUUGAAGCCUUGAGCAGUCGUCGAACCAGGACACAAGAUGUAGUGCCAAGGAGGAGCUCAGCACAACUCGAGACUGUAGUGCACAUGUCCUUUCGAUAUGGGUGUCAGUGUCUGCUUGUGUGCAUCACCUACUUGCUCUUUCCUGUGUCAGUGUCAGUUGCUUCCCUACCUACACUAAUGAACAAGGAUCUGGAC
Messenger RNA from Parastagonospora nodorum SN15, 1184 nucleotides. RefSeq lists its product as hypothetical. Gene Ontology annotation, biological process: cellular response to oxidative stress. The transcript has 3 exons. Lineage: Eukaryota; Fungi; Ascomycota; Dothideomycetes; Pleosporales; Phaeosphaeriaceae. The record is from RefSeq and is a predicted model, not a curated record. Bases 1 to 1002 code for a protein of 333 amino acids. Gene Ontology annotation, cellular component: cytoplasm. Gene Ontology annotation, molecular function: quinone reductase (NADPH) activity; zinc ion binding.